Molecule: messenger RNA, 2331 nt
Organism: Danio rerio (zebrafish)
Lineage: Eukaryota; Metazoa; Chordata; Actinopteri; Cypriniformes; Danionidae
Gene: upk1a
Product: uroplakin 1a
Cellular component (GO): membrane
Source: RefSeq, marked provisional
AGCAGGUGCAAUCUCAGACUGGAACAGCAGAGAGUGACCAGGCCAGAAAUAUUUAACAGCCAUGGGAGCCGUGACAUGUUUGAUGGUUACAGUUGUUGGCUUGAAUGCAAUUGCUGCUGCAGCAGGACUGGCGUUAUCUGCGGUGGCCAUUUGGGUCGCAGUGGAUGGAUAUAAACUCUACCCGAUUUCUGGUGUAUCAGGGAAAGACGACAUCUUUGCUGGAGCCUGGAUUGCCAUAUUUACAGGCUUUGCGUUCUUCCUCACAUGCAUCUUCGGCAUCUUCGCUGCCCUGAAAAGGAGCCGUGCACUCAUGCUGGUGUACCUUAUCAUAAUGUUCAUCAUCUUUUUGUUUGAGUCCGCGUCUGCCAUCACAUCAGCAACCAACCGGGAUUAUCUGGUUGGGAACAGCAACCUUGUAAAGAAACAGAUGCUCCAGUAUUAUGCAGACAGCAGCACACAAGGACAGCAGAUUACAAUGACAUGGAACAACGUGAUGACUCAGGUCCAGUGCUGUGGAGCUGACGGCCCGACGGACUGGAUACAGUAUAACUCCACCUACAGGCAGUUGUUUGGCGCUGCAUCUCUAUGGCCCCUCGGCUGCUGCAAGAGACAGAGUAGUAACUUUGAGGUGGUAGAUCCUAUAGGCUGUAAAGCUGGCGUGACGAGCAGCAUGUUCACACAGGGUUGCUUCCAGUACAUUGAAUCGGUGUUAAGCCGUUAUACCUGGGCUGUGAGCUGGUACGGUUUCUCCGUUCUCAUGUUGGUGUUUUUCACAUUAGUGAUCGCCAUGAUUUACUACACACAGCUGCCCUAACAGCACGGACUCUUCAAGAUGUCUACAUUUCCCACACAUCUGCUUCCACUCACAUGCAAUUAAAUAAGUAUACCAAGAAUUGCAGAUUGCACAUUAUAAUAAAGCACAUGGAUAAUUCAUAAGACAAGAAAAAGUGUCUUGCAGCAUGACAAUUAUGAACAACUUUUUAUUUUUUAUUCCUGUCUACAUGCCAUUUUUAUGAUUUGGUAUAAUUUGCACGUUUUAAUUUGAUGCCACGAAGGGAAUGUUAGAUCAAAAACAUUAAUGAGCAUAAUGAACUGCGGUAAUGCUUGAAGUUUUAAUUGAUCAGCAGUGAUCAUCCUCUCAUGAUUGGCAACAAAAUAUUUGCUUUUUAUUUUAAGUAACUGAUCCUUAUUUUAUUUUACAUGUUUUAUAAAUAAACAAUAGCAUGGGGUUAUUUUAAAUGUGCAAUGCACUAGGAUCUCCAAGCGAUUGUUUUCAUUUACUUGAUGCCUCAGUCUACACUUUUCAGGGUUUCUGCAGGUUUUAUUAAGUCCAAUUUAAGACCAUUAAGCAUGAAAUUUCAGAGUUAUACACUACCUGACAAAAGUCUUGUCGUUAAUCCCAGUUGUAAAAGCAACAAAUAAUAACUUGACUUCUAGUUGAUCGAUUGGAAAAGUGGCUUAGAUUUGUCUGAUGAAUCAUCUGUUGAACUGCAUCCCAAUCAUCACAAAUACUGCAGAAGACCUACUGAAACCCACAUGGACCCAAGAUUCUCAUAGAAAUCAGUCAAGUUUGGUAAAUGAUAAAUCCUGGUUUGGGGUUAACAUUCAGUAUGGGGGUGUGCGAGAGAUCUGCAGAGUGGAUGGCAACAUCAACAGCCUGAGGUAUCAAGACAUUUGUGCUGCCCAUUACAUUACAAAACACAGGAGAGAAAACUCUUCAGCAGGAUCAAAGUUCUUGAAAGCAAAGAAGGUCAAUGUGCUCAGGGACUGGCCAUCCCAAUUACCAGACAAGAACAUUAUUGAGCAUGUCUGGGGUAAGAUGGAGAAGGCAUUGAAGAUGAAUCCAAGUAAUCUUGAUGAACGCUGUGAGUCCACUAAGAACCCUUUCUUUGCCAUUCCAGAAGACUAUAAAGUCAUAUAAGUGAUUUGAGUCAUUGAGUCAGAGAUGUAUGGAUGCAGUCCUCAUGGGAGUCAGACACAAUAAUAACAUGGCAUGGUCAUAUUUUAUUUUGGUAAAAUAAGUGUAAUCUAGAGGCCUUUGCCUUUAAUUUAAGCCACUUCUGAUACCAAAAUGAUCAACUAGAAGUCAAGUUAUUAUUUGUUGUUUCUAAAACUUGAAUAGACGACAAGACUUCUGUCAGGCAGUGUACUGGGUUAUGGUUUUUUUUUUUUUCUAAUGGCCGGGUAUUAUCAUGAGAAACCGUGUAAUUGUUUUUAGUUUUUAUUAUUAUUUUUUAAAUAUUUUUUUUAUCUAGGGAAUUUGCUGUAAAAAUGUCUUAAGCUGUUGUGAAUUUUAUCUGCAAUAAUAAAAAAAAAACUUAAAAUAAAAAA